AUGUAGGUGGGACUCUUGGAGGAGUCAACAGGAAGUGUGCAAAUCGGUUUUAAACUUCAUCUUCGCUGCUGUUGUUAUGUAUAGUUAGCAAAUCGAUACGUAUCUGGACACUUAUAUACAUUUUCAACAACAAUAACUUCUAAAUUUUCUCAAAUUAGGGUGGAGCGUUUUGAUAACUGCUAUGAGGUGGUCGUUAUCACGGUUUGUUUACAAGAUGAAUCAGCUGACGAGCGCACCCCUGCAAACUAGCUACCUCAAACCUCUAGUCAUGUGAAACAUAACUCAAUUAACUGUAACCCUGCAGUUUGCCAUUCCUGUAAACGAAACGUGAAGUGAGAGCGCCGUUGAGAGCGUCGUUGAGAGAGAGAGAGAGAGAGAGUCAGUAACCGCCAGCAUAUUGUCUUGUUAGCUUAAUGUUUGGAAAAGGCACGUUCCAAAAGACAAAUCAUGAUGGCCAAUAAGUGGUGAAGUAAUAUUUCUAACCUUACAAGGCAGAUAUCUUUCUUCAUAAAGAUGCCUUGCUCCUGUGGAAACUGGAGAAGAUGGAUUCGACCCUUGGUCGUGUUGUUGUAUAUAUUGUUGUUGUUAGUCGUCCUACCACUCUGCGUCUGGGAACUACAGAAGUCUGGGAUCGGGAUUCAUAACAAAGCAUGGUUCAUUGCCGGAAUAUUUGUCUUCAUGACUAUACCAAUAUCCUUAUGGGGCAUCCUGCAGCAUUUAGUACACUAUACUCAGCCGGAACUGCAGAAACCCAUUAUAAGAAUACUGUGGAUGGUCCCGAUCUACAGCUUGGACAGUUGGAUUGCCUUGAAGUACCCUAGUAUAGCGAUAUACGUGGACACAUGCAGGGAGUGCUACGAGGCUUUUGUAAUCUACAACUUCAUGAUCUUCCUGCUCAACUACCUGGGCAACCAGUACCCCAACUUAGCCCUUAUGCUGGAGGUCCAGGAUCAGCAGAGACACCUGCCCCCUCUCUGCUGCUGCCCCCCCUGGCCAAUGGGAGAGGUGUUGCUCCAUCGAUGCAAGCUGGGGGUGUUGCAGUACACCGUGGUUAGACCGGUCACAACAGUCAUCGCUCUGAUCUGCGAACUGUGUGGAGUGUAUGACGAAGGCAAUUUCAGCUCCACCAACGCAUGGACCUACCUGGUCAUCUUCAACAAUAUGUCCCAGCUGUUCGCCAUGUACUGUCUGGUGUUGUUCUAUAAGGCCUUGAGGGAGGAACUCAGCCCUAUCAAACCAGUCGGGAAGUUCUUGUGUGUAAAAAUGGUGGUGUUUGUCUCCUUCUGGCAAGCUGCGUUUAUUGCUCUCCUAGUCAAAGUAGGUGUGAUCUCAGAGACAGAAACUUGGGAAUGGAAAAGCGUGGAGGCUGUGGCCACUGGCUUACAGGAUUUCAUCAUCUGCGUGGAGAUGUUCCUAGCAGCCAUUGCCCAUCAUUUCAGCUUCACGUACAAGCCCUACAUCCUGGACGGGGACGAAGGGUCCUGCUUCGACUCCUUCCUGGCCAUGUGGGACAUCUCCGACGUCCGGGCCGACAUCUCAGAACAAGUCCGCAAUGUUGGGAGAACCGUGAUGGGCCGUCCCAGGAGGAGCUACUUUGGCGAGGGGCCGAUGGACGGCGAGCGCUCCGGCCUGCUCUCGGGCGACUCCCCGGACGGCGGUAACUUUGAGUCUGUGUCCAAUCCGGUGUCGCCCAAGGGCCGGUACCAGGGCCUGGGCAACACCAUGACCCCUCACUCUCGGUCCGCCCCGGCCGGGUUCAACGCGGCCCCGUGGGAGGAGGACGGGCACGACGAGGCCCGGCGGAGCGAGCAGCCGGCCGAGGUCGGGGAAGAAGUUCCCGCGGGUUCGGCAGAGCCCACCGUGGCGGAUCUGGUUGUUAUCACGUAGCCAAAUAUCGGGGCUGUAGCGUCGCUCAAACCCUUUAUAAGGAUGUGAUUUAAAAAGUUGUUGGACAGCGUCCCAGCCCUUUCGUUUUAUUUUUUAAUUGACUUAUUUCCUCUAUGACCAGAUCAAAAGUACCAACUGUUUUCAGUUACUUGCCCACAAGUUCAGUCAGCAACUUCGGGAAUUAUCCAGGAGCCCUCAAAUAAACUAUAAUUACUAUAUAAGAAUUUUCUGUAUUACUACAGGUUAUUCUAUUAAAACACCCUAAAUAUUAUACUUCGGUACAUGAACAUGCAUACGGAUCUACAUACGUAGAUUCAGUCUUUAGAUUCGACCCAAGGGGUUUAAAGACCUUUUUUAGCCAAACUCUGCUUUUUUUUUAAUGGACAACCCAUGCUGAAUAUAUCUUUUCUGUCGUAGUCUGUCGACACAGCAGAUUAUUCCUUGGGAACAAAACACCAUUGUUUCCCCCGCACAAAAGGUCCUGGUCGAAUCAUUCUCAUAUAAACUUAUUUGACGAUGUAUUAGAAGCACAUUUUUACAAGCUUUAGGCAUUACCAAAAGUGUAAAGCUUGUGAAAAAUAUGCUGCCAAUAAAUGGUUGAUUUGGAAUGGGCUAUCGUUAGCACACGACAUCAUGAGCAUUUAUGAGGCUAAAAGGGUUACUGUUGGUUAAUGCGGGAAGGGGGUAUCGAGGAAAUGUGUAAGUUUGUUUUUGGUUUGUACCCAAACAGUAGCACAUUUUCUAUCGAUUUUGAGCUCUUGCUCUCCAUGCACUCGUUUUAACAUGCAUAGCUCCUAAUCGGCUAUAGAAUGUAACUACUCUGCACUCAUGCCUUACUGCUAAUCUCUGUGCUAUGGAACUACUCGGAUCACAAUGUCAUUGUAAAUACUACUGUAUUAUAAUCACCUUACAACAGGAACUAUUGUCAAGUAGCUUAUUCCAUCCUUGGUACCAUCUAUGCUGGACUUAAGAAUGCUUUGCAUUUUAUUUCAUAGUUGCAUUAAUACGUUCUGGUACAUGUGUUUAACUGAUUUGUGCUGGGCAAUAAAAUCAGCAAAUGCACGUUCUCCCAUUAUUUUUCUUAAUCAAAUGUUUAAAGUAAGUGGAACGCAGCACUAUCAGCUGUAAGUCAAGUUGAUGGUGUGUCGCAUUGCCUUUCUCUGAUCUAUUGAAUUGUUUUAACUGUUUUGUUUAAAGUUGGAUUAAAUGUCUGACAUUGUU
Gadus morhua (Atlantic cod) is the source of this 3108-nucleotide messenger RNA. RefSeq names its product transmembrane protein 184C (gene tmem184c). The transcript has 10 exons. Bases 514 to 1887 code for a protein of 457 amino acids. NCBI's taxonomy places the organism in Eukaryota, Metazoa, Chordata, Actinopteri, Gadiformes, Gadidae. The record is from RefSeq and is a predicted model, not a curated record.